AUCAGUUUUCGUUUUCUUCUUAAAUAAUGUAUAAUUUUUUGCCAUAAUUUUGCAAUACGGUAACGAGCAAAUCGAACUUGAAUGUUGUGAGAAAAUCUGACUGGGUAGAAAAAAAAUAAGAAUAAAAGUAAGCCAACGCGAAGCAGAACUGCCGCAUCCAUUCGCUCCAGUCAAAAGGCUGAAAUCCAGCUGUAAAUUUAGCAUUUGGAUAUUUCAUUAAGAUUAUUCAGUGUUAAUCGUUGAAUAUUUUCAAACCCGUAGCUGACAAAGUGAGAGUCGCAUUUCAAAACAAGAUGGAUGCGAUGAGUUUGAGUUUGGAUGAAAUCAUCAAAAAGAAAUCUAUUGGAAAACGUCCAAAACCUGUAGCAGUAGAAGGUGUCGGCAGGAAAGCCGGUCGAUCAACAAAGCCCAAUCCGGCUGGGAAAAAGUCUCAGGGUUCACCGGCAGCGGGAGGCAGUCCAAAUGGGCGUCGGAAGAUAGCCGCUGCAGCUGGUUCCAUUCAGCGCCGACGUGUUGCCGGAGCUGGUGGCAAUCGGGUAAAUAAGGUAGCGACGACCGGAAAACCCAGACCGAUUGUGGAUGCUCGGAUGAAAAUCAUUCAGAAGAAACGUGCUCAAAUUCGCGAUGCCAGGGACAAAUUGGUCGAGAUCGCUCGCAAUAGCGGAGAUGCACGAUUAAGGUUGCUCAAACGGAAGGGAAAACUUCCACCCCCAGGCAAUGGGAUAUUGAAAAAAUCUCCCGGCAGCGCGGGUGGAAAACCAUAUCCGGACAGUAUGGAUGUCGAUUACGACCUAGAUGUGGUUGAAGUACGACGCCCAGUUGUUCCAUUAAAGCGUACGGUUCGCAACGAAAUGUUUACUGUCCCUAGCACAAUGCCACCGCUACCAACAUUCAGUCGAAGUGUCCGGAGCUCGCCGCCACCGCAACCGUCUUCGUCUUCGUGGAGCAGCGAUCCAUUUGAUUGUUAUGAAGUGCACACUAGUAGACCCACCAUCAAGAAAUCUCAUCCGGUUGCCCCGCCUCCCCAUUAUGAUGAGCUGCCUCCGAGACGCGGAAUAAUGAGGGCCCGUUCACCACCAUCUUCCCAUCCAAUCUAUGUGGACGAUCGUCCGCAUCUUUCGUCGACAAUGCGAGCCCGUCUAGAAAGGGCUCCCAACCCAGGCGAGUCCAUGGGAAUAUUUUCCAAAAUGCCCCCGGAGGAACACCCUAGCAGUCGCCAUCACCAUCAUCAUCCUUCGCAACCUUUGUCCCCAUCGCCAUCACCACCUAUCUCCGGUUACAGAAUCGUUGUCAGCAAUUUACAUUCUAGUGUAACCCAAAAUGAUAUCAAGGAAUUAUUUGAAGACAUCGGUGAUCUGCUGGAAUCUCGUUUGGUACGCCCUGGAGUUGCAGAAGUUAUAUAUCGUACCCUUAAAGAUGCAGAGGAGGCCGUAGAUACUUAUCAUAAUCGGCAGCUAGACGGACAGCCAAUGAAAUGCUUGCUGGUAAAGCCACGUUCCUUCAACAAACCAACAGCCCCGGCCAUCAGCUACUCGAGCUCGUCCAGGUCUCAUAAGCCUUUCUACUCAUCGUCCGGGUCCAAGAAUUCGUCGAUCGAAAUCGAUAUCGAUGCAUUACAUACGGUUCUGUUCAGAAGGGAACACUAAGCUAAUUUCAGACCCACCUUACCAGCAUUGUAUUGACAACUAACUCGAACUUCAUUGACCCUACUACUGCGAAAGCAUUCGAGGGAUGAGACAAAACCACUGACGAAAAAAUGACGCGUAGCAGUGAAACGAUUGGAUACUUCCACCUUAUCUAGAGAUGCGUCUGAUUUAUCAUCGCCCUACAGUCCUUCGCAUCAUUCGCAUUAGCAAAUCGUCUCUUUACGUUACGAAACUCCUUCUCCAAUGAAAACAAUUAAAUUUCUCAUUCCUUGUUCAACAAACCGACAAGGAACAGAAAAUUAUGAUGAGUUCUACUGCAUAAUCGGUAAUGAUAAAGAAAUAUUUAGUUAUAAGUAUAAUUAAUUAAAAUAUGGCCACCAAUUCUACAGUCUGGUAACUUAGUUGAAAAUAAACCA
This is a messenger RNA of Uranotaenia lowii, 2062 nucleotides long. Its product is annotated as polymerase delta-interacting protein 3-like. Gene Ontology annotation, molecular function: mRNA binding. The transcript has 5 exons. Gene Ontology annotation, cellular component: nucleus. The coding region runs from base 294 to 1646 and encodes 450 amino acids. Lineage: Eukaryota; Metazoa; Arthropoda; Insecta; Diptera; Culicidae. The record is from RefSeq and is a predicted model, not a curated record. Gene Ontology annotation, biological process: mRNA export from nucleus.